UGGAAGUCUGCUUUUGGAGAAGCUCAGUAUUUUGCCUCGGGUCUCAUUUCUCAUCCUUCAGAGUCUACGCGUCACUACUCCAUUAUCCGGCAUACCCGUGCAUUGAUCUGGUACUCUGGUCCUUCUACUUCAGUCUCCAUCACAAUCCUCUCGGAUGAGCCUCUGCCCCCUACGAGAACCCUUUGGAUGCAGCAAAAGGGCUACUCUGGUAACAUGGGCAUGGCUCUCAAGGCGUUAGCUGGCACGACCUCAUCUUGGAUUAAUGUCACCCCUGCCCGCCGCGCCAACGUGGGCGACACAUCCGAGGCAGACGAGCGCAGCCUCCAGCGUGAUCUCAAGCGCUUCACCAAAAAGGCCUCAGGACGCCAAAAGAAUCACGUCCCGCGAGAGACGCACAUCGUGCGCAUUCCCGCCACCGCGUCGGAUGGGUACUUUCGCCUUGUUCUUUGCGCAGGGGCCGAAGCUGGCAAGAAGGUUCUGUGCGGGAGUCCAGUAUUUCGCGUGGCGAGUACGUCUACCGAUGUUAGUGUCGUGAGAGGUGCGAGUCUGAGUACGAUGCCGCUAGAGAUGGGCGUCAAGGUGGCCAGUACGAUAGGGCAGGCCAUGGCGAACAAGUAUAUCGGCGUGGCGAGCGCGGUGGUAAACAGUCAAGUGGGCAGCGUUGUGACGAAUUCUACAGUGAAGAAGGCUGGCACAAUGGCUUACCAAAGUUAUCAGAUAACUGGCAUGGGGGAUGCAGUGCAGGAUAGCUGGCGGCGGCAGAGGGAUCAGCAAGAAAGAUAUGAUUCUCUGAUGGUGAAUGUACCGGUGAUCCAAAUGGUUGGUUCAGAGAGCGGUCCCGAGGCGCCGUUUCCUGUCAAAUUCGAUGGAAAGGUUGUUCGAGGUACGGGCAGAUCAAUUGCUGAACUGGGUAUCCCGACGGCAAACUUGAGUGGCGUGUCGGAUCAGGUCAAGGUUCGUAUGGGAGGCGUGUUUGCUGCAUGGGCUUGCAUACAAACUCCAAAGAACAGUAAUGAUGAUGCGAGUGGAGGACUGGACGAUAUGCUACCGACGGAUUGGCUGGAAGCCGUCGUUACAAUAGCGCCGUCCAGACACGCACCUCCUUCUGUUGCAAUGAAGAACAGUGUCAUGGUACACAUCAUUCAUGACUUUGAGGGCAUGCAUUUUGUCGACGCCAAAGUCAAAGUCCUCCUCAUGGGCUUUCUCCACCCCGCUGCCCAUUCCAACACCCCACCAGAACAUCUCGCAGGAGAACAUUCUCAAGACGUUGUCAACACCCUUGCUAGUCUAGAUCGCCCAGCCUGGGGCCCGCAUGAUACAGUUGCGAUGAUGAAGAGCGUGAAGAGCAGCCGAAGUCUUGGGGAGAAGCUGGAUGACACGACGGGCAAGGUGGUGGCGCAGGUGGAUAAGAUACCCUUGCAUUGGGCAGGAGUGAGGUCUGAGGCUGGUACGUUGCAGGAUAAGGCGUAUGGGAAUGGAGGGAUGUGGAUUGUGAGAUGA
Molecule: messenger RNA, 1500 nt
Organism: Trichoderma virens Gv29-8
Lineage: Eukaryota; Fungi; Ascomycota; Sordariomycetes; Hypocreales; Hypocreaceae
Exons: 1
Biological process (GO): riboflavin biosynthetic process; FMN biosynthetic process
Cellular component (GO): mitochondrion
Molecular function (GO): riboflavin kinase activity
Source: RefSeq, a predicted model, not a curated record